Odocoileus virginianus texanus is the source of this 1695-nucleotide messenger RNA. The record is from RefSeq and is a predicted model, not a curated record. Lineage: Eukaryota; Metazoa; Chordata; Mammalia; Artiodactyla; Cervidae.
AGAGCCCCGGGAUUGAGGUGGAGGAUGGGGGCUCCUCUAAUCUGUCAUUCCUGUGCACCACCCCUGAUCACACACAGUCCGCCCACUUGUCGUCUCUCCCGAUGCCCAGGACCUUCUGUUAAGUUUACAAAGCUUUAGGGACACCACUCCCGAGAAUGACAGACCCUGAGCACUGACUCAUCGCUAUAGGUUAUAGAUGCGGUAACAGGUAUCCGGGUGAUAGAACUUGCAAAGUCACGCUGUCCCUUCACCUCUGGUCGGCUCAGCCGCGCUGUCCACCUGGCCACAUUGUUUCCGCCUUAGGUGCCAAGAAACCAUGUUGAGCACAGUUAAAGUGGAUUUGUUCAGAGUCCACCACAGAGAAAGUCAAGACAUGGUUUUUGCUCACUAGAAGUUACCAUUCAAAUGUAUCAGCAUACUUAGAAGCUUCCUUUUCCCUGCUGCUCUUUUCUGGGGGUGCAGAGACCUCCUUGCCCUCAAAAAGUUCAGGGUCAAGUGGGGCAGGUAGGUGUGUUGCAGGCUGUUACCUUGGAGAAGUCUGCAAACCCAGUGAGGGGGAACCAAUGACAGCCUACUUGGGAACCGAGAAGCAGGAGGUGAAAAAGAGCAGUUAGCCCAAGUACUGACGAACAUGAUGACCGGUUUGGUUCUGUGUGAACCAACAGAGCUUUACAACAUCUUGAAUCAGGUCACAAAACUACCCAGAUUAACUGAACCCAACUACCUCUGUUUAUUGGAUGUGCGGUCCAGGCGGGAGUAUGAUGAAAGCCACGUGAUUACAGCCCUCCUCGUGAAGAAGAGCGCAGGCAAAUAUCUAAUCCCGGAGUCUGUGGAUCUGGAGUGUGUGGAAUACUGUGUGGUAUACGAUAACAGCACCAUCUCCCUGGAGCUAAUGCUGAAAGACAAAAGCAGUGACGAUGACAGCGCUGACGAUGGCAAGCACAGAAUAGUGCUUGGAGCGGCUGUGGAGUGUGGCAGAACCCUCACCCACCUUACCCGCCACCCCAUCCUUAUCCUGAGAGGAGGCUAUGAGCACUUCUCGGCCAUGUAUCACUUCUUCCGGACACAGAAGAGCAUCUGGAUGCCUCAGGAACUGGAUGCCUUCCAGCCAUACCCUAUUGAGAUAAUGCCAGGCAGGAUCUACCUGGGAAAUUUCAAGCAAGCCUGCGACCCUAAAAUUCAGAAGGAUUUGAAAAUCAAUGCACAUGUCAACAUCUCCAUGGAGACAGGGCCAUUUUUUGUAGGUGACGCCGACAGGCUUCUGCACAUCCAGAUAGAAGAUUCCCUGGAAGCAAGCAUUACACCCUUUUUACGCCUCCUCUGUCACUUCAUUGACAUACACCUGGAGCUCAACUCCGUCAUCCUGGUCUUUUCCACCUUGGGCAUCAGCCGCAGCUGUGCGGCCAUCCUGGCCUACCUUAUGCAUCGGAACGGGCAGACCCUGAAGAGGUCCUGGGCCUACCUCAAGAAGUGUAAAAACAACAUGCGCCCAAAUCGGGCUUUGGUGGCUCAACUGUCAGAGUGGGAGAAGGUUGUCCUCGGAGACAUCGUCACGGACAUCCAGAAUCCACCCUACUGAUUCUGUGGUCCAGCUAUGGGGCCAGAAGAACCUGACUUGGGGGCUUUUUGUGGGUAGUCAGCCAGGGUGUGUAACCGAGGAAUGAGAAGGCCUUUGUUGCCUGGAGCUUUGUGUCA